AACUUGAUCUGGUGGUGGGGUGGGUGGGAGAGGAUGAGUGGAAGGGCGGUGAAAAGGCCGAGAAGAGACCAUUCGGUGGUGAAUGUGUGGGAAAGAGAGCUUGGUCUCUUGCCCAAUCGUAAUUUCUCCAACCGUUUCUCAGCCUCCGAGGAUCUAUUGCGGCGUCUGGGGCUUGACAAGAAGCUGGUUAAGCAUAAGGGUUGUGUAAACACUGUCAGUUUCAAUGCAGAUGGAGAUAUCUUGCUUUCAGGUUCUGAUGACAAACAGGUCAUCCUUUGGGAUUGGCAGACUCCUACUGUCAAGCUCUCUUUCGAUUCCGGCCACUUCAACAACGUUUUCCAAGCCCAAUUUAUGCCUUUCUCUGACGAUCGUAGCAUUGUCACUUCUGCUGCUGAUAAGCAGGUCCGCCACUCCAAAAUUCUUGAAUCUGGACAAGUCGAGACUUGUUUGUUGGGUAAACAUCAAGGACCCGUCCACAAAUUGGCUGUUGAGCCCGGUAGUCCAUUCUCAUUCUAUACUUGUGGUGAGGAUGGCGUUGUUAAGCAUUUUGAUCUUAGGACUCGGGUGGCUACAAAUCUUUUCACUUGUAAAGAAGCCAAGUUCAAUUUAGUUGUCUACUUGCAUGCAAUUGCAGUUGAUCCGAGGAACCCUGGUCUUUUUGCGGUCGCUGGAAUGGAUGAGUAUGCUCGUGUCUAUGAUAUUCGCAGCUAUCGAUCUGAGGGUUGGUAUAACUUUACCCAACCCGUCGACCACUUCUGUCCUGACCAUUUGAUUGGAAGCGACCAUGUAGGAAUAACAGGUCUUGCUUUCUCUGAUCAGAGUGAGCUCCUCGCUUCUUAUAGUGACGAGUUCAUCUAUCUUUUCACCCCUGAUAUGGGGCUAGGCCCAGCUCCAUAUCCCUCUUCAACUAAAACUCAGGAGAGGAGGACGACGCCAACGCCCCCUCAGGUUUAUAAAGAGCACACGAAUCGUGAAACAGUCAAAGGUGUCAACUUUUUUGGACCCAAGUGUGAGUAUGUGGUUAGUGGUUCUGACUGUGGCCGAAUAUUCAUAUGGAGGAAGAAAGACGGAGAAUGUGGCCAAAUUUUACAAGCAGACAAACAUGUUGUCAACUGUGUAGAGUCUCAUCCUCACAUGCCACUCAUGUGUAGCAGUGGAAUUGAAACUGAUAUCAAAAUCUGGACUCCUGGAGGAACCGAGAGACCCUUGUCGCCGGGAAAUGCAAAACAGGAUUUGGUUUCUGGUACUCGAUGGUACCAUGAGUAUAUUGUGGAUGAUGAUGAUGAUGAUGAUUCUGACGAUGAAACUAGUGAUGAGAGUUCAGAUGAUGAUGAUGAUGUUGGUGCGGAAGAGGCGGAGAAUGGUGAUGCCGAUGUUGGGAUUACGAAUGAUGAUGAGGACGACGACGGGGAGGGGUGAGGAUGGAGGGUGAGAAAUGUAUAGACACCAUGUAUUUUAUCUGAACACAAAAAAAUAAAAACAGCAUAAGUUAGAUACGUUGGAUGUUAUCAUCCUCUUGAUAUAUGCAAAACAAAAAACAAAAAAAAAUCUAAAAGAAUGGCUAUAAAAUUCUAGGAUAGAGAGA
Camelina sativa (false flax) is the source of this 1585-nucleotide messenger RNA. RefSeq lists its product as uncharacterized. The record is from RefSeq and is a predicted model, not a curated record. Gene Ontology annotation, cellular component: Cul4-RING E3 ubiquitin ligase complex; cytoplasm. NCBI's taxonomy places the organism in Eukaryota, Viridiplantae, Streptophyta, Magnoliopsida, Brassicales, Brassicaceae. Gene Ontology annotation, molecular function: protein binding.